AUGGGCAUGGCCAGCUUUGCGGUAGCUCUUGUGGUGAUAAUGGUGAUAAUCUCUCCUAAUGUCUAUGGAAAGGAGUACUCCGAUCAACAGAAGAUCAACGUACAAAAACUUUUGAAACGACUCAACAAACCUCCUAUUAAAUCUAUUAAGAGUGAAGAUGGAGAUAUAAUAGACUGUAUCCCAAUAACUAGUCAACCAGCUUUUGAUCAUCCUCUGCUUAUAAACCACACCAUCCAGAUGAAACCAAGUUUUAUCCCGAAAAGGGAUUCUACGUACAUCAAGAAAGAGGCAAAGGCUUUAACUCAGACGUGGCACAAGAAUGGAGAGUGUCCGGAAAACACUGUUCCUAUAAGAAGACUAAAGAAAGAAGAUAUCUUACGAGGAAAAUCCAUUGAUGAUUUCGGAAAAAAGACUCAUCAAAGCACCCCUGGAGGCCAUGAGUAUGCGAUCAUGGAUUCGAGAAACGGAAAUUUUUACGGGACACAAUUUGUAAUGAACAUUUGGAGACCAGAAGUUGAAGUUCCCAAUGAGUUCAGCUUGGCUCAGACUAGGCUUUGGUCUGGAGGUGGCUCUAAUCUUAACACAAUUGAAGCUGGUGUGCAGGUUUAUCCAGCAAAAUAUGGUGACUAUAAUCUUAGAUUAUUUGUUUACUGGACGAGGGAUACAUACCAAACCACAGGAUGCUACAACAAUGACUGCCCAGGUUUUGUUCAGAGGAGCAGGCUGAUAACUGUUGGCGGAUCCUUCUCUCACGUCACACAAUACGACGGUGCUCAGUACGGCCUCCCUAUGCUUAUAUGGAAGGAUAGUGGAAACUGGUGGCUAAUGAUCGGUGAAGAGCUUGUGGGAUACUGGCCUGGCUCGUUGUUUACUUCCUUACGUGAUAGAGCUGUGAGAGUCCAAUGGGGAGGUGAGAUUGUAAACCAAAUGAGCGGUGGGAGACACACGAACACGGAUAUGGGAAGUGGGCAUUUCGCAGACGAAUGGUAUAAGAAAGCGAGCUAUUGA
Molecule: messenger RNA, 1008 nt
Organism: Microthlaspi erraticum
Lineage: Eukaryota; Viridiplantae; Streptophyta; Magnoliopsida; Brassicales; Brassicaceae
Source: the annotation of a GenBank genome assembly